Cimex lectularius (bed bug) is the source of this 877-nucleotide messenger RNA. RefSeq names its product MAPK regulated corepressor interacting protein 2-like. NCBI's taxonomy places the organism in Eukaryota, Metazoa, Arthropoda, Insecta, Hemiptera, Cimicidae. The record is from RefSeq and is a predicted model, not a curated record. The transcript is spliced from 4 exons. Bases 253 to 519 code for a protein of 88 amino acids.
AACCCUAGCCGUGGAAAAGGUGGAAAAGGUUUAUGAAAAUAGGCGUUGCUACAUUCACCUAGUGUCUAAGCCGGUGACCCGGGGCCGUGGCUGAGUCUUGUUUGUAAAUAUUGCACGCACGUCUCAACGGCAGUUUCGAUGACCGUUUGAACACCAGCAGAUGUCAGGCUGCACGGUUGCAGGACUGGACAAGGAAUAUUUCAAGAAAAGGACGAGUUUCCGAAGUUUCCGUUUUUCAUUCACCGACAGGACAUGAGCUCCAACGGGAAGAGGAUGUCUGCCCCCAGGAACAGGGAUCACGGCCUCCAACAGAACCAGGAAGAGCUCAUCAAGUUCAUAUGGGAUUCAUGGAACAAAGUUUGCCAGGAGUACCAAAAGGGGAACACUCAGGGAUCACCGACUGUUGCAUACCACAUCGAGUCUGAGCCGAAUCCGAUGCUCAAAGAUUUCGUUCCUUUUGACCUCGAGGCUUACUGGGGUAAACGGCUCGUGCAGAACAUCUCGACGCACAACGCCUGAUUCUAUUUUAUAAUAAUCAUAUAUUUUUUACUAAGGGCACUUUUUAUACUUAUAAUUUGAUAUUAAUUUAUAUAUAGCUAAGGUGAUUUUAAGGGAAAAAAAUAUGUAUAUUACCAUCCCCCCUUAUUUUGUUUAUCACAACCCUUGUAUCAGUAUUCGUACCGGGAUUUGAGUUAUUUUUUAUAUGAAGGAACAUUCCCAGUUUGUUUAUUAUUAUAAGCUUUUUUGUUUUUUUAAAUGAUUUUGAGAAUUAAGAAAAGAAAGUGUAUCUAAUACCUAUAUGAAUAUUUUUUGUUUGCUCGUAAUGUUUUUGCUUUAUUACAAGAUAAUAAAACAGGACAUAAAAUAAAUUUUUUGA